AUGGUGGAAGUGGACCGCCCGGGGAAGCUCUUCAUUGGCGGGCUCAACCUCGAAACCGACGAGAAAAUCCUCGAGGCCACGUUUGGCAAGUAUGGCUGCCUCACCGAGGUGCUCCUGAUGAAAGAUCGAGAAACCAGCAAGUCCAGGGGCUUCGCGUUCGUCACCUUCGAAAGCCCGGCAGAUGCCAAGGCCGCCGCCAGAGAUAUGAACGGCAAGACCCUGGAUGGUAAGGCCAUAAAGGUGGCCCAGGCCACCAAGCCGGCGUUCGAGAGCAGCCGGCGGGGCCCGCCGCCGUCCCAUAGCCGCCCGAGGGGCCUGCUCGGGGACCGCGGCAGCGGCCCACGGCGCCCCCAGUCCCGGGGCGGGCCGGCGGACGACGGCGGCUACGCGGGCGACUUCUACCUGCGGUCCUCCCGGGCCCCGCUGCCUGUGAAGCGCGGGCCGCCACCGCCGCGCAGGGCCGGCCCGCCCCCGAAGAGGGCCGCGCCGUCGGGCCCGGCCCGCAGCGGAAAUGGUGGAAUACACGGGCGGCCCCCGGCCACACGGGGCCGAGACGGCUAUGCCGGCCCGCUGCGCCGGGAGCCGCCGCCCCCGCGCCGGGACCCCUACCUGGGCCCCCGGGAGGAGGGCUACUCGCCCCGUGACAGCUACUCGUCGAGCCGCGACUACUCGAGCGCCCGCGACCCCCGGGGUUUUGCUCCCUCGCCCAGAGAGUACACCUACCGCGACUACGGCCACUCCAGCGCCCGGGACGACUGUCCAUCGAGAGGCUACGGUGAGCGAGACGGCUACGGGGGGCGCGACCGCGACUACCUGUAUCACCCGAGCGGAGGCUCCUACCGAGACCCCUUCGAGAGCUACGGGGACCCGCGCAGCGCCGCCCCUUCACGGGGGCCCCCGCCAUCUUACGGCGGCGGCCGCUACGACGAGUACCGCGGCUGCCCGCCCGAUGCUUACGGUGGCGGCCGGAGCGAGCGCUAUUGGAGGGGCCGCGACCGGGCAGGCAGAGCUGAUCGCGGGAGGCUGCGGUCCAUGGAGAGGGGGUGCCCGCCCCCGCGCGAGUCCUACAGCGGGUCCGGCCGCAGGGCCCCACUAGGCGGAGGCCGCCUGGGAAGCUGUGCGGAGAGAGGGGGAGACCGGAGCAGAUACUAAGCACCAAGAGACUUGGGACCGAAAUCUGCAUUCAAAGAAGCUGCCGAAAAGUAGAGACUGUUCUAUGGUAACUACUUAAGGACUAGCGCAAAGAAGAGUUGUUUUUACAAAGAAGCUGCCGAAAAGUAGAGACUGUUCUAUGGUAACUACUUAAGGACUAGCGCAAA
This is a messenger RNA of Lagenorhynchus albirostris (white-beaked dolphin), 1319 nucleotides long. RefSeq names its product RBMX like 2 (gene RBMXL2). Gene Ontology annotation, molecular function: RNA binding. The record is from RefSeq and is a predicted model, not a curated record. Gene Ontology annotation, biological process: positive regulation of mRNA splicing, via spliceosome. Lineage: Eukaryota; Metazoa; Chordata; Mammalia; Artiodactyla; Delphinidae. Gene Ontology annotation, cellular component: spliceosomal complex. The transcript has a single exon. The coding region runs from base 1 to 1152 and encodes 383 amino acids.